GGAAGUCCCUCCUGCGCCCGACGGCGGAAGUUCCGGGAGUGCUAAGUACCCGCGUGCAUACGGCAGCCGGCAUGGCGCAUUACAAUUUCAAGAAAAUUACGGUGGUGCCGUCAGCCAAGGACUUUAUAGACCUCACGUUGUCGAAGACUCAACGAAAGACUCCAACUGUUAUUCAUAAACAUUACCAAAUACAUCGCAUUAGACAUUUUUACAUGAGAAAAGUCAAAUUUACUCAACAGAAUUACCAUGAUAGACUUUCACAAAUUCUAACAGAUUUCCCUAAAUUGGAUGAUAUUCAUCCAUUCUAUGCUGAUUUGAUGAAUAUUCUCUACGACAAGGAUCAUUACAAGUUGGCUCUGGGGCAAAUAAAUAUUGCCAAAAAUUUAGUGGACAAUGUUGCUAAAGAUUAUGUGCGACUGAUGAAGUACGGCGACUCUCUCUACCGCUGCAAACAGCUGAAGCGCGCGGCCCUGGGACGGAUGUGCACGGUGAUCAAGAGGCAGAAGCAGAGUUUGGAGUAUUUGGAGCAAGUGCGUCAGCAUUUAUCCCGUUUGCCAACCAUUGAUCCGAAUACCAGGACCCUGCUUUUGUGUGGGUACCCAAAUGUUGGGAAGUCCAGCUUCAUCAACAAGGUGACGAGAGCAGACGUGGAUGUCCAGCCCUAUGCAUUCACAACCAAGUCUCUGUUUGUUGGGCACAUGGAUUAUAAGUAUCUACGUUGGCAGGUUGUAGACACUCCUGGGAUCCUGGACCACCCUCUGGAGGAUAGGAACACCAUCGAGAUGCAGGCCAUCACUGCCCUGGCCCACCUCCGUGCUGCAGUCCUGUAUGUGAUGGAUUUGUCUGAGCAGUGUGGGCACGGGCUGAGGGAGCAGCUAGAACUCUUCCAGAACAUCAGACCUCUCUUCAUCAACAAGCCUCUCAUAGUUGUAGCCAACAAAUGUGAUGUGAAGAGAAUAGCUGAACUUUCUGACGAUGAUCAGAAAAUAUUUACAGAUUUGCAGGCUGAAGGAUUCCCGGUAAUAGAGACCAGCACCCUGACUGAGGAAGGUGUUAUUAAAGUUAAAACAGAGGCUUGCGAUAGACUUUUGGCUCAUCGAGUGGAAACCAAAAUGAAGGGAAAUAAAGUGAAUGAGGUGCUGAAUAGACUGCACCUGGCUGUCCCAACCAGGAGGGAUGAUAAGGAGAGGCCCCCUUUCAUCCCUGAAGGAGUGGUGGCUCGCAGGAAGAGGAUGGAGACUGAGGAGCCCAAGAAGAAGAGGGAACGAGAUCUUGAGCUGGAAAUGGGAGAUGAUUAUAUUUUGGAUCUUCAGAAGUACUGGGAUUUAAUGAAUUCGUCUGAAAAACAUGAUAAGAUACCAGAAAUCUGGGAAGGCCAUAAUAUAGCUGAUUAUAUUGAUCCAGCCAUCAUGAAGAAAUUGGAAGAAUUAGAAAAAGAAGAAGAGCUGAGAACAGCUGCUGGAGAGUAUGACAGUGUAUCUGAGAGUGAAGACGAAGAGAUGCUGGAAAUCCGACAGCUGGCAAAGCAGAUUAGAGAGAAAAAGAAGUUGAAAAUUCUGGAGUCCAAAGAAAAGAAUACACAGGGACCCAGGAUGCCGCGAACUGCUAAGAAGGUUCAGAGGACAGUUUUGGAGAAGGAGAUGCGUAGUCUUGGUGUUGACAUGGACGAUAAAGAGGAUGCCCACUACGCAGUCCAGGCAAGAAGAUCCCGGAGCAUCACUAGGAAAAGAAAGCGGGAAGACUCUGCUCCCCCGUCCUCUGUGGCCCGGAGUCGGAGUUGCUCUCGAACUCCACGUGACGUUUCUGGUCUUAGGGAUGUCAAGAUGGUGAAGAAAGCCAAGACUAUGAUGAAGAAUGCUCAGAAGAAGAUGAAUCGGUUGGGGAAGAAAGGGGAGGCGGAUAGACACGUGUUUGAUAUGAAGCCCAAGCACUUGCUGUCUGGGAAGAGGAAAGCUGGUAAAAAGGACAGGAGAUAGUGUCCGUUUGGUUGGCGUGGCUCGGCUAGACUGUUGCUGUUUAUUUCCUAGCUUGGCACAGUAUGGUUUCAUGAAAUUGGAGUUCUGUAUAAACUGAAAAAGACAAAAUAAGUAAAGCACUUGUUGCUUUGCUGAAAACUAUGGUUAACCCUAUAUAGAUGUGGGAAAUUUUUGUCACUGCACAAUAUUACAAAUAUUUUGAGUAGACAGUGUUUCCACAUUUAAUGGAGUAUCAGUUGCUUCAGAUUUUCAGAACUGGGAAGAUUUACUGGUGUAACUGGGUUGUUUUUGAUGGAGAAAAACCUCAUUUUCUUUUGUAAGAGCUGGGAGCAAACAGGUUUAUGAGUGUGUCGGAAUCCCGUGCUUAAAAUACUCUCUUAAAUUAUUUUCUAGUCUUAUUGUACAGUGUCUCAUUGUAGUCUGUCUUCAACUAUUUUAUCCAAAGUAAACCUCCAGAAGAAAGUAGUUUUCAUUUACUUAGCUCAUAUUUUGGUUUAGUUAUAGUCGCUAUUGAUUUGGCCAAAUAAAAAGGCCA
Messenger RNA from Nomascus leucogenys (northern white-cheeked gibbon), 2511 nucleotides. It is a transcript of the gene GTPBP4, whose product is annotated as GTP binding protein 4. Gene Ontology annotation, biological process: ribosomal large subunit biogenesis. Gene Ontology annotation, cellular component: nucleolus. Lineage: Eukaryota; Metazoa; Chordata; Mammalia; Primates; Hylobatidae. The record is from RefSeq and is a predicted model, not a curated record. Gene Ontology annotation, molecular function: RNA binding; GTPase activity; GTP binding.